UCUAGGAGCGGGCUGACCUCUGACAGAGCGCCGCUUUCCGGCUCGCAAAUACGGAAGCAGCAUGGCGUCAAACACCGACAUCUCCGAGCGCCAAAGAAGUGCAAGGCAAAGACUGAGAAUUAUAGCCGGCCAUUUGCAGAAAAGCGAGGGAAAUGAGCACACGGCGUUAUCUGCACAAGAGUGUAAAGCCGAGACGCCCAGAUCUAACGCUGCUAAAGUGACCGCGGUACCGAAAAGAAGGCAAGAAAUACUGAAGUGGAAUGGCUGGGGUUACAGUGAUUCCCGUUUUUUCUUCAACAAGAAAGGCCAGGCUGAGUUUACAGGCAGAAGGUAUCGGCUAAGUGGUCUGAUUCUCCCUAGCCUGAAGGACUGGUUUGAGGGUACGUUUGGUGCCAACCUACAACAUAAAACCCCAGCUACAGCCAGUUUGAAUGUGAGUGCGGUCCCGCCCCCGAACCUGAACGAGCUGUUUGUGGAGGAGCUGAAGACUGCCGGUGUGGCCCUGUCAACUGACCCGGAGGACAGAGUGUUCCGCUCUCAUGGUCACUGCCUACAUGAGAUCUUUGCCCUGAGAGAGGGAAGAAUUGGAAAAAUACCAGACCUUGUGGUUUGGCCAAGCUGUCACGAUGAUGUAGUGAAGAUUGUGGAGCUGGCCUGCAAGCACAAUGUGUGUUUGAUACCGUAUGGAGGUGGUACGAGUGUUUCCAGUGCUCUCGAGUGCCCCCCAGAGGAGACUCGAUCCAUUGUCUCGCUAGACACCUCUCAGAUGAAUCGAAUAUUGUGGAUUGAUGAGAAAAACCUAACAGCCCAUGUAGAGGCUGGCAUCAUUGGCCAGGACCUGGAAAGGCAGCUGAAUGAGAGUGGCUAUUGCACUGGACAUGAGCCGGACUCUAUGGAAUUUAGCUCUCUUGGAGGCUGGGUGGCUACACGUGCAUCAGGCAUGAAGAAAAACAUCUACGGCAACAUCGAAGACCUGGUGGUACAUAUAAAGAUGGUGACCCCUAGAGGUGUGAUUGAGAAGAGCUGCCAGGGUCCACGACUGUCCACUGGGCCAGACAUCCACCAUUUCAUCCUCGGAUCUGAAGGCACACUGGGUGUGGUCACCGAGGUUACAAUGAAGAUCCGUCCACUCCCUGAGUAUCAGAAAUACGGUUCUGUCGUCUUCCCAAACUUCCAGCAGGGCGUGGCCUGUCUGCGAGAGGUGGCUAAACAGAGAUGUGCUCCAGCUUCUAUUCGACUGAUGGACAACGAGCAGUUCCAGUUUGGUCACGCUCUUAAACCUCAAGUGUCCUCCAUCUUCACAUCGUUUUUGGAAGGGCUGAAAAAAUUUUACAUCACGAAGUUUAAAGGCUUUGAUCCCCAUCACCUGUGUGUGGCCACGCUGCUGUUUGAAGGAGAUCGGGAGAAGGUGUUGCAGCAUGAGAAACAGGUUUACGACAUUGCAGCCAAAUUUGGAGGCCUGGCAGCAGGAGAGGAUAACGGACAGAGAGGAUACAUGCUCACCUUCGUCAUUGCUUACCUGCGGGAUUUGGGGAUGGAUUAUUAUGUGAUAGGCGAGUCGUUUGAGACAUCAGUGCCUUGGGACAGAGUUUUGGACCUGUGCAGAAAUGUAAAGGAGAGGAUAGUCAGAGAGUGUAAAGAGAGAGGAGUGCAGUUUCCACCACUGUCUACAUGCAGAGUGACACAGACCUAUGACGCUGGCGCCUGUGUGUAUUUCUACUUUGCCUUCAACUAUAGAGGUCUCAGUGAUCCAAUACAUGUCUAUGAGCAAGUGGAGCACGCAGCCCGAGAGGAGAUUCUAGCCAAUGGGGGAAGCCUGAGUCACCAUCAUGGAGUGGGCAAGCUGCGGAAGGAGUGGAUGAGGGAGACCGUCUCCAAUGUGGGUCUGGGUAUGCUCAAGUCCGUAAAGGAGUAUGUGGACCCCAACAACAUAUUUGGCAACAGAAACCUCCUGUAACACCACUUUCAAAAACCUCUGUUAUUUUUUCCCUUGGUCACAUAUAGCCCUAUUUGGAAUUAAGGCAUAAUACAUGCUAAUUUUUAUGUAUGCAAUACAAGCAGUGAUUUAUGUUCAGCUUUUGAUCAGUAUCUAAUUCUAUUUCAAUACCUUACCACGAAACUCUGCACAAGACUAAACACUUCCUGCCCUCUCUGUCCCCUCCCACCGCCUUUCCAGCCCCUCCCCCCACCUUUCCGGCCCCCUUUCAUUUGUACUGCUGUGAGAAAGGUGAAAGUUCAGACAUGAUGUCUGACGCAUCCGAUUCUCUUACUGCAAUUUUUUUUUCCAGCUUCACAAAUCCAUCGACUGCCAAUGAGAAGUUGCCUUUCACAGAAAGUUCGGUCAAGCAAAUUGACUAUGAAACACUGAUUACAUAAAAAUGAUGUUUGUUUACCCGCUUCCCAGUUGAACUCAUUUUUCAUUUCUUGCUGAUCUUGCCAACUUUGGCUUGAUCUAACUUUUGAUAUAUUAAAUGAAAGGAUGUUCCUGUGUAGUUUGUGCGUGACACUACUUUAGUGUUGACUGCGUUGUGCUUUUAAAAGCAGUGUGCCUUCUCUUUCUGUCUCUGUGUGGGUGUUGGCCUUGCCUUCCUUUACCUCACUCCUUUUUUUUAUUUUUUAUUUUUUUUUAAGAAAAAAAGAGUGACUCCAUUUAAACGUCUGCUGUCUCUUCACACAGCUCCUUUGUAUAUCUGCAGUUCCAUACAUCUCCCUUUUGCCUUUUCUAACAGUCCGUUUCAACUUUUUGCCAGGGUCUUUGCGUGUACACUUGGAUGUUUUAUCUACAGUCCCUUCUGAGAUUUUGAAAUGUUUGUAUAGGUGUGCCUGUUCAGUGUAAACUGUAGGAAACAUGUCAGUUCAUAGGAGUUCCACCUUGCUCCUGCAGAACUUGCUCUAGCAUGUUGACUGCAUCUAAGCUCCUGAUUCUUUCCUCUGCUCAGUAAGAUUUCUCAUGGUGUCCUUUGAGAGAGCAGUUUAGUUUGGUUUGUUAGUGUUUAAUAAUGACGGUGUGAGACCCCUGUCCUCCUACCAAAGACUUUCAGCCUUUCAGUCCUUUGGCUAUAUGCAUUCAUACACCUGUAAAUUGUGAAUAUAUGUCAUAUAUCACAUUGCAUAUAUUUGUUUAUAAAUGACCAUCUAAGAGUCACCAUGAUAAUUUGUAAUUUUUAAGUCUUGUUUUCAACACAACAUAUGCAAAAAAAAAAAAAAAGUAAGAAGUGAUCUGUAAAUAUUAGGGUUGUAAUCAUUUCAUCUAGUUCUAAUGUUUGUCCAAGCUCACAAGAAGCCUGGCUAUGGAUGUUAGACACUUGUGGAUUUUCAGCUCCUGUGUGAAAAGGUGUCUGUCUGUUCGUCUGAACGCAUCAAAAUUUCCUAAUGUCUGUAAGGGUCAUGUCUUGUGUUCUUGUUACUUAUGAGUUACUUAUGAUUUGCCUUCUCAAUCAAUAUCGAUUUCUGCACUGAUUUGGCUUUUGCUCUCUCUUUUCUCACACUUAAAGGAAAACUCCAGUGUUUUUCAACCUAAUGUCUGUCCACUAAAUGUGCAGCAUAUGUGCGUUUACUACAAACAAGUAUUUCAACACACUUGUAUAGAGACCAGAAUGGAAAAACUCAUUUACUCAGAACUCACUUUAUGAUGUAUAAGGGCAGGUGUUGAAAUUAUUGUCCCUUCAUUAACUGAAAUAUAUGAAUAUAUUGAACAACAGCUCUUGACUUGGGAAAAGGUUUAAUAAUACUCAUUUAAGCCUGCCCUGUUAUUUAGGUAAGGUUCUUACCUCAGAAACAGUAGUCCUACAGUAACUCAGAAACUACUCAGAAACAGUAGUCCUGGAACAGUAAUUCUAUCUUCAGAGUUAUAAUUGAAAUACUUGCGAUGGAACAUUUUAAUUGUAAAGUAAUAAAAUGUGUUUAGUGCCCUAUCUGAGGAUGCACUGAUCUCACUUGUUCGAUGCCAAUAACAGAAUUUUCUAUCAGCUAGCAUCUGAUACUGAUCCAAUACUGAUAUCUUUGAGUAAGAGACAUGACUCAAGUUAUCAAGUUAUAUGUGACAGGGGUUGACAUGAUGCACGUGAAGGAUCAGUGCUUUCAGUACACAUACUGUGUUUAUUAUCUACGCAGCGACAAAUACAUCAUUGGCUUGGAUUUGAAGAAUGUCAGCUUAAUUCUGAAUCAGUAUUUGAGGUCAAUAUCUGGACCAAAACUGAUCACUUUGGACUUUUGAGCUCAGUAUCAGUCCAUCUCUGUAGAAUCUUUGCCCUUAGACGUCUAUUAUAAGUGAAAUUUGAGUAAAAAGGUUUCCAUUCUGUUAUCAAUGCAGGGAAAUGUUUCAGACUUGUCAGUGGUUGUCACAUGUACACUACAAAUGUGGAAGAUAGAAGUUUAGACUGAAAAAUAAAUGCUAGAGUAUUCCUUUAAGCUGAACCUAAGCCUUCCUAGUAUACUGCUGUAUGGUGCUAGAGUAAAAUGCAAAGUUACUGAUGUCAAAUUCCUCAUUUUAUUUUUUGUAUAAUCUCUUUUGCCUUUCUACCAUUAUAUUGAUCCAACCAACCCUCCUGUGAUGAUUUCUAUGCAUCAUUUUCCCAUAUAGAUGUUAACAAAACUAUUUACAACACCUGAGUGCUCAGUCUCUCACACACUGCUCCGUGAUUCACGUUUAAUGGAAGCUGUUGUAAAUACAAACUGAAAACAGUCUGGCUUUUCUCUGUGAAAUAUGGAAUGAAGGAAAUGUUGGGGCUUAUUUGCCCCCCCCCUGUUGAACAUUUUCUGAACAUUCUUAGCAGCCUGUUCCUGCCAUUUCACAACCUAUAAAUGUCCAGGAUGCUCCUUUGGUCAUUCUCUAGUUUCCUUGGUAACAUGUUUAACCUUGGCAUCCAUUUUGUCAGUGCUGUUUGUGCAAUAAAUUAACAUUUAAAACA
Messenger RNA from Hemibagrus wyckioides, 4910 nucleotides. It is a transcript of the gene agps, whose product is annotated as alkylglycerone phosphate synthase. Gene Ontology annotation, biological process: lipid biosynthetic process. Gene Ontology annotation, molecular function: FAD binding; alkylglycerone-phosphate synthase activity. The coding region runs from base 62 to 1957 and encodes 631 amino acids. Lineage: Eukaryota; Metazoa; Chordata; Actinopteri; Siluriformes; Bagridae. The record is from RefSeq and is a predicted model, not a curated record. The transcript is spliced from 20 exons.